This is a messenger RNA of Coffea arabica (coffee), 477 nucleotides long. The record is from RefSeq and is a predicted model, not a curated record. NCBI's taxonomy places the organism in Eukaryota, Viridiplantae, Streptophyta, Magnoliopsida, Gentianales, Rubiaceae.
AUGGUGUUACAAACCUUAAGAGAGCAUCAGUUGUUUGCCAAAUUUAGCAAGUGCGACUUCUGCCAAGAGAAAGUAUCAUUUUUAGGCCAUAUAAUCUCAAAGGAUGGACUCACUGUGGAUCUGGUUAAAGUAGAAGCUAUUGCCAAGUGGAAACAACCCGAGAAUCCUACUGAGAUUCGUAGUUUCUUGGGUCUAGCAGGGUACUACCGUCGAUUUAUAAAGGAUUUCUCAAGAAUUGCAGAACCUCUAAUGAAUUUGACAAAGAAGCAAGAAAAAUAUAUUUGGGACGCUAAAUAUGAAACUAGUUUUCAAGAGUUUAAGAAGCGAUUGACUAUGGCACCAGUAUUAGCUUUGCCAAAUGAGAACAAUAGUUUUACGGUAUAUACAGAUGUUUUGAGAGAAGGAUUGGAGUGUGUCUUAAUGCAAAAUAGGAAUGUAAUUCUCUAUGCUUUUCGGAAGUUAAAAUCUCACGAGUAG